GUAGAUAUUUUGAAAUGAAUAUAGAACCCGAAUAACUUUUAAAUAUAAACGUUCAAUGUCUUGAAAGAGAGGAAGGAUACUAAUCCCUCGUCUCUAUCUCAUUCUCUAUCUCUCUCUCUAGGUCAGGAAACCCAAAUGUAGCUACUCUGCUACGUACCACGUGAAGUGCUACCAUGUUUUUUCUUUUCUCUCUCAUCACUCACAUAUGGUCCAAGCGAUAAAACAAUGCAUCUGUACAAAAGCAUCGAGUGCUUCUUCACAACCUUUCUGCCCAACUUUUUCUUCUUCUUCACCUUCAUCACGACCACCACCAUCCCCAUCUUUUCCACCACCCUUGUGCGAUUACAGCAUCACUAUCACUUAACAUGUCUACUAUUCUUGAAGUUCUUCAUCCAAAAAAUAACUGAUUCACAUCUAGUCAUUGCUAUAAAUAGCAUACACAAGUAGCCUCCCCCACUCCCGGCAGGGAUAUGGAGCAUGUGGGUUCUUCUAGAAAACAUGAGUAUCUUAAUCUUAUUAUUGAUCCAAAUAAGGAUGAUGGUCAUGAGAUUCCUAAUUCAAGUCAUCAAGAAGAGCCUCCUUUCUUUUUGGGAUUCCCUUCACCUUUUUUUGAUGAUAUCGAUACUAUUCCAAUACUCGCAAACAACCAUACCCAUCAACACCAAUGCUUCAACAUCACUGAACCUACGCCUUCCGAAUCAUCGAAACGUCUAAAGAAAAGAAAUGUUGGUAAGAAAGACAGACACAGCAAGAUACAUACAGCGCAAGGUCUUAGAGACAGGAGAAUGAGGUUGUCACUUCAUAUUGCCCGAAAGUUCUUUGAUCUUCAAGACUUAUUAGGGUUUGACAAAGCCAGUAAGACCAUUGAAUGGCUUUUUUGCAAGUCCAAUAAAGCUAUCAAAGAAGUCGCAGACAACUUUGAUUCAAAACAUACCAACCAAAGCAUGACUGAUCAAGUUAUCGACAGAAUCGAUUGGCGUGAGUGUGAAAUGGGAUUCAGCAACGAGAUCAAAGUUGCUACCAACAAACCGAAGAACUAUCAGGAGGUGGAGAUCAAGAACAAGGAAAGGAAGCGAAUUCAAAAUAAUACUUCUUCUAAGGAUACGAGGGACCAAGCGAGAGCAAGAGCAAGGCAGAGAACAAGAGAGAGACUGAUGAUCAAGGAACUUGAGAAAUCAAAGUUUUUGUUUGAACGAAACCCUAAUGACGAAAUUCACAAAUUAGGGUUAGGGUACAUGGUAAGCUCUGAUAAUCAAAAUAUAGAUAAACUAGGGUACACGUCUAUUGCAUCUGAACCCAUCCAACAACAGUCAUUGAGUCCCUCCGAUUUUUCGAGUACGCAUCACUUGCUUCGAGAACUGCAAUUGGCCAAUAUCAAUGAUGAUAUAUUAAAAAGUUAUUCAGGGAGCAUUGUGAGCGCACCUGCUUAUUGUACCACAUUGAUGAACCACAACCCUCCUGCAGGUUGGUUAAAUUCCAGCUUCGGAUUCAUAGGAGUUCCUGGAGAAUACGAUGCUGACAACAUUAUACCUGAGUCCUACAACCAAGCAAUUGUGUCAAGAACUGAUUCUUUGACAGGUGCUCAUAUUAAUUAUGAACAAAACCCUAGCUCAUUUUUUAUGUCAACCACCAACAAUUUCCACCAUUUCCAAACUCAAAACCAAGGCAAGUAAGCAAAUUCCCCUGAAGUAGCAACAUCACAAUGCUCAACUAAUCAUCCCUCAUCUGGGUUUCUUAGUUUUGUGUUUGAUUUAACUCAUUUGGGAUUCUUUAGUCCAAAUCUAUCGACCAAUAUUUGUCAAAACAGAUCAACCAUGUAUCAGUAUAGUUAAUUUAUUGUGUUUGUGUGUGGAAUAUAAUACAAACUGGAUUGUAUUUAAGUCGUCUUCUAUUUCCAUUUCGUUUUUUUUUUCAUAUAUAUUUUAAACAUCAUCAAUUGUAGACC
Messenger RNA from Lactuca sativa (garden lettuce), 1945 nucleotides. RefSeq lists its product as uncharacterized. Gene Ontology annotation, cellular component: nucleus. Gene Ontology annotation, molecular function: sequence-specific DNA binding; DNA-binding transcription factor activity. NCBI's taxonomy places the organism in Eukaryota, Viridiplantae, Streptophyta, Magnoliopsida, Asterales, Asteraceae. Gene Ontology annotation, biological process: regulation of secondary shoot formation. The record is from RefSeq and is a predicted model, not a curated record.